AUGCUCAUCGAUGCCAGCCACGCGGAAGAAACCCGCGUGGUCGUGGCGGACGGAACGCGACUAGAAGAGUUCGACUUCGAAUCGGCUGCACGGAAGCAGCUCAAGGGAAAUGUCUACCUAGCCAAGGUCAUGCGCGUGGAGCCCUCGCUCCAGGCGGCAUUCGUCGACUAUGGCGGCAAUCGCCACGGCUUCCUGCCCUUCAACGAAAUCCACCCCGACUACUACCAAAUCCCGGUCGAAGACCGGGAGGCGCUCCGCCGUUACCACAUCCAGGAGGUGAUCAAGAAGCGCCAGAUCCUGUUGGUGCAGGUGGUCAAGGAGGAACGCGGCAACAAGGGCGCGGCACUCACCACCUACCUCUCGCUCGCGGGGCGCUACAUCGUGCUCAUGCCCAAUGCGAUCCGGGGCGGGGGCAUCUCGCGCAAGAUCGUCAACGCCGACGACCGCCGGCGCCUCAAGAAGAUCAUGAACGACCUCGAUAUCCCGGCGCGCAUGGCGGUCAUCGUGCGGACCGCCGGCCUUUCGCGCUCAAAGACCGAGAUCAAGCGCGAUCUGGAAUACCUGUUGCGCCGCUGGCAGAACAUCCGCGAUCUCACGAUGGAAUCGACGGCACCCUGCGUGAUCAACGAGGAGGCAAACCUGAUCCGCCGUUCGAUCCGCGACCUCUACACGCGCGAUAUCGAGCAGAUCCUGAUCGAGGGAGACGAGGGCUACAAGACCGCCAAGACGUUCAUGAAGACCAUGAUCCCGAGCCACGCCGCGCGGGUAAAACCCUAUCGGGACCGGAUUCCGCUCUUCGUCCGCUAUCAGAUCGAGAGCCAGCUCGAUUCCAUGUACGGACCGGAGCUCCAGCUCAAGUCGGGCGGAUACCUGGUCAUCAACCCGACCGAGGCGCUGGUCGCGAUCGACGUGAAUUCGGGGCGGGCCACCAAAGAGCGCACGAUCGAGGAGACCGCGCUCAGGACCAAUCUGGAAGCAGCGGAGGAGAUCGCGCGCCAGCUCCGGCUGCGCGACCUCGCCGGGCUGAUCGUCAUCGACUUCAUCGACAUGGACGAGAACCGCAACCAGCGGGCGGUGGAACGCAAGCUCAAGGAGGCGAUGCGGAUCGACCGCGCGCGCAUCCGCAUGGGCCGGAUCAGCCCCUUCGGGUUGAUGGAGCUCUCGCGCCAGCGGCUGCGCCCGAGCCUGGCGGAAGCGAGCAUGGAACGCUGCGUGGACUGCGGCGGCACAGGGGUCCGGCGCUCGGUGGAAUCGUCCGCGGUCCACGCGCUGCGAGCCAUCGAGGAAGAAGGGCUGCAAGGGCGGAGCACCGAGAUCCAGUUGCGUGUGCCGGCCGCCGUCGGCCUCUACAUCCUCAACCGCAAGCGCCGGAUGCUGGAGGAGAUCGAGCAGCGCUACGAUUUCGCCGUCAGCUUCGAGCAGGACGACAGUCUCGUGCCGCCGAGCUACGCGAUCGAGCGGAUCGCGGCCCGGACAGCGCCCAUUGAACAGCCUGCCGAGGAAGGACACGAGCGAGGCGGACCAGCCCGACGGUGA
This is a messenger RNA of Geodia barretti, 1536 nucleotides long. NCBI's taxonomy places the organism in Eukaryota, Metazoa, Porifera, Demospongiae, Tetractinellida, Geodiidae. The record is from the annotation of a GenBank genome assembly.